Messenger RNA from Trichosporon asahii var. asahii CBS 2479, 2298 nucleotides. Its product is annotated as ATP dependent DNA helicase. Gene Ontology annotation, biological process: double-strand break repair via homologous recombination. Gene Ontology annotation, cellular component: cytoplasm; chromosome. The record is from RefSeq and is a predicted model, not a curated record. Lineage: Eukaryota; Fungi; Basidiomycota; Tremellomycetes; Trichosporonales; Trichosporonaceae. The transcript is spliced from 7 exons. Bases 1 to 2298 code for a protein of 765 amino acids. Gene Ontology annotation, molecular function: 3'-5' DNA helicase activity; ATP binding; nucleic acid binding.
AUGACCGACUCCAACUUCUCCCUCGCGCCUCUCCCGACGUCGACACCGCAGACAUCUGUCUACCCGUGCGAGUCUGGCACCCAGCACGCCCGCAACAACUUCGUGCCCCGCACCUUCACGCGAGUUCCCAGCGGCGUCGAGCGUGGCGCGUCACUCCUUCAUAUCCUCAAGAAGUAUUGGGGUUACAGCAAGUUCCGCCAUCCCCAACAGGAAGUUUGCGAUAUGAGCCUCAAGGGAUGUGACGUCCUCGUCGUCGCGCCGACGGGCAUUGGCAAGUCCAUCUGCUUCCAGCUCCCGGCCCUCACGAUCGAGUACGGCAUUACAAUUGUGGUGUCGCCACUUAAGGCGCUCAUGGCAGAGCAGGUCAUGAGUCUGCGGGAGAAGGGAAUUCCAGUCGCCGCGCUUAAUGAGAAUACGUCGAGAGCCGAGCACGUGUUCCACGAACUGAAGCUCGCCCAUCCUCGGCUAAGACUUCUAUACGCAACCCCGGAAUCCCUCUGUCGAAAGGACUACCAAGCAUGCUUCAACACCGCGCAUCAGCAGAAGCAGAUUGCGCGCAUCGUCAUCGACGAGGCCCACGUCCUCUAUGAAUGGGGCAACACGUUCCGCCCUUCCGUGGAGGCUUUUGUACGACAGUUCCCCGACAUCCCCAAAACUGCCGUGACUGCAUCUGCCACCGCCGAGAUCCGCAGUGAGAUCGCCCGAUCCCUACGCAUGAAGCGUGAUGGCGGUAAUCUCGCGCAGUUCGUAUUGCCAGUCAAUAGAAAGAAUCUAUUCUAUGAGUGCGACGUUGUCGCCGAGAAGCUGAAUGACAGCGGUAUCACAGCGUCACCUUUCUACGCGCGAAUGCCGGAGGCGCAGAAGUCACGGGCGCUGGUUGACUGGAAGGACGGCAAGAUUUCCUGUAUUGUCGCGACCAUAGCGUUCGGUAUGGGCAUCGACCAUCCGCACGUCCGAUAUGUCGUCCAUGCGGACAUGCCGAAGUCCUUCGAGGGCUACUACCAGGAGACGGGCCGCUGCGGGCGCGAUGGGCACAGAUCCCGUUCCCGAGAAGACGCCGCACGGGCAAUGUCUCAAGCAAACAGCACUGGCAUGGAGCGCGCGAACCGGCAAAUGCUGAACUCGUUGAAAACCCAGUUUGCCGAGGAUACCUCGACGUGCCGCCAUAUCGGCGUGUGUCGCUACUUCGGAGAGAUUAUCGAGACGGACCCGGAUACUGUCAAGGCGUAUUGCGACGGAAUGUGCGACGUAUGCGCGAACCGCGCGGGCGUGUACUUGGCGGCCCAACAUCUCACGGAAGACUGUGCGCCUCUCUCGCCCAUAGAACCGCUCGAGCCGCUCGAACACAGCUCGCCGCCGAGAACGACCAGGCAAGAUAACCCUGACUGCACGCUCGCCGCUCUGCAUGAUGAGCCGCAGACUGGGCUCCAGUGGACAGGCGUCUUCUCCACUUUUGGCACGACGGGUAGCGGCAUCGGUAGUACAGGUGUCAGCAGUAAGGUGGACGACGAUUUAGCUCCUCUCUUCGACAACCCCGAUUCCGAUGGAGACAGUGAAGACCAACGCGCACACCAAACACCUCUCUUUGAUGUGCCCGGCUCACUGCCCGCAAGUGAGCAGUCCGAACCACCUCCCAUUGUUGACCUCACCGGUUCGUCGUCCCCGCACGGACAGGUGGGCACGAGAGGGGGAGCACCCCCGUCAACUAUUGCGUCCGCCGGCAAGGGGACACUGCCGCCACCCCGAACUGCUCCUCGACGCGCUGCACCCUCAAUUCUUCAAGCGCUCGACGUCAACGGAACUCGGCCCCCUCAGCCCCGUGCCGAGUCGUCGCGACAAUGGUCGACGAUUGAUGAGAUUGCUGACCAGGGCAUCUCAGGCGCUGUCGUUAUCAGUGCUCCUCGUUCUCCGGGCCAUGCCAAGCGCAAGCAGAGAGAGAGAGAGAAGACGUUCAAGGAUGUGGCACCAUUAUCGGGUGACGAUGCGGCGUUCUCCUUCUACAACUCCGCACCACCACGGAAGAAGAGCCGCGUCGAGCGCCUCAAGUUCAAGACUCCGGGCCCAGCGCUGAGCGCCGCGGUCCCUCAGAGCUCCCCGCUCACGCGAAUCUCGACCGGCGACCACAACAUGCUUCAUGGCACGCCUCCACCCGCCGCCUCGCCUGCGCGCCCAGUAACGGACCGGAGGUCCGGCCUUGCCCGACUCCUCACCGCCCUGACGGUGUCACUCGAGAAGGGUGAUCUUGCUGACGAGAUCUUGGCGUUCUGGAAAAGGAACGAGGUGGGGGAACAGAGGUGA